Molecule: messenger RNA, 1105 nt
Organism: Paraphaeosphaeria sporulosa
Lineage: Eukaryota; Fungi; Ascomycota; Dothideomycetes; Pleosporales; Didymosphaeriaceae
Exons: 4
Coding region: 1-1056 (351 amino acids)
Molecular function (GO): arylformamidase activity
Source: RefSeq, a predicted model, not a curated record
AUGUUACCCUUCGUGCUCACUGCACUUUGUGCCCACCUGGCGACAGCCCAGACCGACCCGUACGCCAAUUGGCCUUCAUAUGCCGAUCUUCCUCUGAAUGCUUCCUUUCCACCCAAGGCCGCAUGGGGUGUUUGGGGCAAUGACGAUGUACACGGGGCUCUGAACCACAUCACAAAUGACACGCGCAAGAAGAGCGCAGAAGAGAUCCAAACCGGCCAAGCCUUCAAUCUCAACCUCGAGCUAUCUUUCUUCCCACAGCCCGCAAAUAUCGAGCGCAAGCCGCUCGUGCAUCUCUUUCAGCCAGGCGAUGGCUACACGGACGACGUGAUUACCUUUAACACGCAGAUGAGCACCCAGAUCGAUGGGUUGCGGCACUUUGCUUACUCAAUCGACGGGAAUACAAGCACUUACCGAUACUACAACGAUCUUAUCCCAGAUUAUGAGCAUGUCAUUGGACAUGAUUACACAAGCGUAUUGGGCAUUCAACAAGCUGCCGAUAAAGGUAUUGUGGCAAGGGGCAUAUUGCUGGAUUAUAAGGCGUGGAUGGAUAGUCAGAACAAGACCUAUGAUGCUCUCUCCGGAUGGUCUGUCCCGGCAUCGGAUCUUGAAAAGGUUGCAGAGUGGCAGGGUCUGCCCAGCAACUGGUCUCGCCCUGGCGAUAUCCUCGUUGUGCGCUUUGGCUGGAUCGAGGCCUUCGGUAAGCUCAACGAGACCGAAAGGGCAAUUAUCGUCCGUGGACCUGGCGAGUGGGUUGGUAUGAAAGCCGACGACGAAUCCGCCGAGUGGCUCUGGAACAAGAAGUUGGCCAUGGUAGGAGCCGAUAACCCUGCAUUUGAAUCAACACCAUUUGGACACGUCAUUGGAGGUCACGACGGCAUGAGCCUCCACCAGCUUCUAAUCUCUGGUUGGGGUCAAAGCAUUGUGGAGUUUCUUGAUCUUGAGAAACUUGCACCUGCUUUGCAUGCAUUGAACCGAUCUUCGUUCUUCAUGACGAUUCAGCCUGUGAACAAGAUUGGGGGUAUAGCAUCCCCGCCCAAUGCUAUGGCUGUUAUAUAGUGAACUAGCAAGUCUACUCAGUCUCAUCCCGAGGAUCGCUAUGUACAUC